UGCACCAUGUUCGACCAUACUCAGUACCCAUAUAAUUGCUUUAACUAUGAUGGAGAUGAGUAUCCAACCUGCAGCUCGGAUGAGGAAAAGAAGUGUACCAGGCCGGCCUAUAGUUACAUUGCGCUGAUCGCCAUGGCCAUCCAACAGAGUCCUGACAGCAAAGUUACCCUGUCCGGUAUAUAUGACUUUAUCAUGAAGAAAUUCCCUUACUACAGAUCAAACCAAAGAGCCUGGCAAAACUCCAUAAGACACAACUUGUCGCUCAACAGCUGCUUUGUGAAGGUUCCAAGAACAGAAGGAAAUGACAAGGGGAAAGGAAACUAUUGGUCUUUUGCUUUGGGCUGCGAGUCGAUGCUUGACCUUUUUGAAAACGGGAACUAUAAAAGAAGACGGAGGAGACGAAAUAUAAAAAAAUCCCAGAAAGAUAGAAAACAAAGCCUGGCUAGACACCAUCACUCUGGAGAAUUUUCCUUGAUGGGGUCUUCAGAACAAAUGGCGACUGGCCAAGAAAACAGAACUGAACCAAGAACCAGACCGGUGAACACCGACAUCAGGUUCUCUGGCAACAAACAGAGUCAGACAAGCUCAGGCCUUGGCAAAACAGAAGAGAUCAAAUUUAGUAUUGAUUAUAUUUUAUCAUCUCCAGACCCUUUACCGAUCUUGAGACCACAACAUAAUAUCCUUGAGAACAAAUUCCAUCUUUUGGACUCACAGUCGGGGAAUUUCCACCUCUGGAGUCUAUGACAUUUGACGAAACCUUAUCAAGUAAAUAUUUGGGACUGAACACUUCAAUAACUCCAUUUGGUUUAUUGAUUCAUUCACAUUUAAAUGAAGUUGCAUUGGGGUAUAAAAAAAAAUCACAAACAAGCAUAAAAAGGGCUAAGAAUGAUAAAGUAGUACAUAGAAAGAAGUCGAAUGCCAAACUUUGUGACAACAUAGGUUGAUGGAUGCAUACUUUCUUGAAAACUAAAAACACCAACUAUCCUGUAAGUUCUACAUUUUUACAAGGGUCAAGUUAUUGACCCUCUAGAUGUGGUACACAUUCAUAGUGGGAGGACCAGGCUCUGUUCCUAAGUUUUGCUCUUAGCAGCUAUUGGCUGUUGAAGGUACUUUAGCCAUGUUGACCAUGAGGGCCAAGUUUACACAGGGUGGUUUAGAGGUACCUCUAAUCAUGCUCCUGGUGGAACAUUGUGUAAGAAAAUAUUAACCCAUGACUUGCUUGCAGACUAUUUUGUCAGGAGACAGAGUUGCUAGUGAAAGACUUGUUUGGGACUUCUGGCAACUCCCUCUCCAAAUUGCCAUCGUCGGCAUGCAAGUCAUGGGCUCAGAAGUGGCCCCCAUAUUUUUGGACAUAUUCUGCCGCCAGGAUCAUAAUUAGUUUGAGUUUGUAGAUCCUAAAAGGAAGAAAAGUAUGAAGGAAGGAUAAGACCUCAUGCAUUUGGCCAUAUGACUCUUUAUAUAGCGUGGUAAAAGGGUCCCUACUGUUUAUUGUACACCCACUCGUCUCCUACUGAAAGUUAAUUUCGGCCAACAUUUUUGUGAAUAUAACCAAACCAUAGGAAAAACCUGCACUCUUUAUCGCAUGUGGUGCAAUUGCUUCCAUAGGAGAACAUCAUUGUAAUAUACUGUUGUACAGAUAUAUAAUGUUGCACCAGAUGGCUGAAUACAGAGUGACUCCUCCUACAGUCAGGUUCAUUUGAAUGAGGCCUUUAUACUUCUUUUCCUAAAUCCACUCCCAGAAAAAAAAUCAAAAACAGCACUGUGUGAUUCUAGCCAAAAGAUGAUUAAGUUUGUAAUCCAUUUGCUCUGUUUGGUUCAAUACUAUGCAGUAUAAUUGGUAAAGUAUCUUACAAACUAAUGUCUCUGCAAUGCCAUCAAGGCGAAAAUGUUUUCUGCUCAAUCUACUAUGGACCACUUGGCUUCCUCCAUGUCAUAAAAGGCACAAGAAAGCUUAAGCACCUAUACAGAGAUAAGACCCAAACAACUCAUCAGUAAAAAUAGUCUCUCCACCAGGAGUAAAAAAGGAUAAAGGCGUUCCCCAAUUCCUCACGCAGUCAUUCAAUAGAGAAACCUUUUCUUAUCUGACAUAUGGUAAACAGAUACAACAGAUAUCUUUUUAGUUUGACGUCAUUGGGAAUAUAAGGAACUACUGGGCUCUAGGCUUCAUCAGAAAUCCUGUUUUUAGGCAGAUUUUAUACUACAGUGUGCAUGCUUGGCAAAACAUUGAAUCUCUGCCCAAGGACCACCUAGGAAUGCCCCUCAAAACAUCCUUUUUAUGCAGUCCUUUCCCUUUUACAUUGCAUGUGGCUCUUUAAAGGGAAACUGACAGCUGGCCCAAUACACAGGGUUAUAGUGCGGGUAAAGUUAUGCAUCACUUGUCAGAGAUUUAGCCCCAAUUGCUAAUAUGUUAAUGCCAUCCUUUGCGCAAUGGAGGAGGGAGCAAACUUUCUGAGCCCCUCUGCCUUUGUCCUUCUUGUUCAGAUAUGACCUCCCAUCUCUUAAAUUGGCAUAUAUCUUCCCUUUCACGUCCUAAUAACAUGAGAGUCUAUGAUCACGUGACCGCUCUCCAAUUGUAGCAGUGCCCAGGUGCCGCUCCCUCGCUACACCUGACUUUUAGCGGGGGAGCGGCACAUGCUCUUUGCUAGAAUAGGAGAGAGGUUACAUGGUCAUAGCCUCUAAAUUUAUGCCAAUUUAAGAGAAGU
Molecule: messenger RNA, 2702 nt
Organism: Hyla sarda
Lineage: Eukaryota; Metazoa; Chordata; Amphibia; Anura; Hylidae
Gene: FOXL3
Product: forkhead box L3
Exons: 3
Coding region: 7-744 (245 amino acids)
Biological process (GO): cell differentiation; anatomical structure morphogenesis; regulation of transcription by RNA polymerase II
Molecular function (GO): RNA polymerase II cis-regulatory region sequence-specific DNA binding; DNA-binding transcription factor activity, RNA polymerase II-specific
Source: RefSeq, a predicted model, not a curated record